Molecule: messenger RNA, 1242 nt
Organism: Nematolebias whitei (Rio pearlfish)
Lineage: Eukaryota; Metazoa; Chordata; Actinopteri; Cyprinodontiformes; Rivulidae
Gene: jdp2b
Product: Jun dimerization protein 2b
Exons: 5
Coding region: 294-785 (163 amino acids)
Biological process (GO): regulation of transcription by RNA polymerase II
Cellular component (GO): nucleus
Molecular function (GO): DNA-binding transcription factor activity, RNA polymerase II-specific; RNA polymerase II cis-regulatory region sequence-specific DNA binding
Source: RefSeq, a predicted model, not a curated record
AACAAAGCGGAGAGCCCUCAGCGCCUCCUUCUUGCAUUAUUUUCACCCAUGCUUACGUCUGGGACCCGAGUUCCGCAUUCCCGAGCCUGACGGUCGGUACUUAAACGAGCUGAUGCAACGACCUCGGAUCAGUCCUCGAACCAACCAGUCCGACUCCCGAGUCUUCCCCCGUCACAUCGCAGCAUUACUGCCUCUGCGGAUUUUUGGACGCACAACGGCGUCCAAACGGAGAUCAUCAUUGACAGAAGGCGACUGACAAGUUUUCUCUGACGGCAGCGGAGGCCGGGUUGGACAUGAUGCCGGGACAGAUACCGGACCCUUCACUGGCGGCGGGUUCCCUGCCCAGCCUGGGCCCGCUGGCAGGCAUCUCAGCCACCACGCUCACCGAUCAGCUAAAGCUAGCAGACCUCCAUCAUCUGGGCACCGUCAUAUCACCGCUGCAUUUUCUGAGCAGGCUGGGGAAGAGGCCGCUCGCCAUCAAAACGGAGAUGGAUGAAGAUGAAGAGCGAAGAAAACGAAGACGAGAGAAAAAUAAGGUUGCCGCAGCCCGAUGCCGAAACAAAAAGAAGGAACGCACCGACUUCCUUCAGAGGGAGUCGGAGCGUCUGGAAAUGGUGAACUCUGAGCUGAAGGCCCAGAUUGAGGAGCUCCGUUUGGAGAGGCAGCAGCUGAUGGUGAUGCUCAACCUCCACAGGCCCACGUGCAUCGUGCGGACCGACAGCGUCAAAACGCCCGAGAGCGAGGCCAACCCACUGCUGGAGCAGCUGGCCGCCGAAACCAAAUGAAAACCGGGAAACCAGGGACUAGAAGUCUUUGAAGCCCAAACCAGGACUGUUGUGUCUGACGUUCAAACGAACACUUCACUGGCAAUACGAUUCUGAACAAGCACUUGAGCUCCACGAUAGGAGACUUUGGCCCAAAGAUCUGAGGUUGUGGGGUCGUCCUCAGUACUGCUACAUGAGCUGGCUCUGUCCAGCAGAAGACUGGAAACACCUACUGUGCCUGCCUGGUCGUUACUUCAGCCUUCUCCACAUAAAGGGACCAAUGGAAGCGGGAGGUAUGACUGGAGACAGGCCUGAGGAAACACACUAACAGCGUCACGGUGCUCGGUUACCAAAAAGUAGAUAGUGUGGCACCGCGUCAUCGCAAAGGCUCACAAAAACGCAGUGUUGUGCAAUUUUCCUACGUAUGCUAGAUAAAUAUACAGGUGUAGAGUUUUAGGUUACAGCACUCGAUGCAAAU